This is a messenger RNA of Syngnathus acus (greater pipefish), 1052 nucleotides long. RefSeq names its product GPN-loop GTPase 3 (gene gpn3). Gene Ontology annotation, molecular function: GTPase activity. Lineage: Eukaryota; Metazoa; Chordata; Actinopteri; Syngnathiformes; Syngnathidae. The coding region runs from base 1 to 858 and encodes 285 amino acids. The transcript is spliced from 8 exons. The record is from RefSeq and is a predicted model, not a curated record.
AUGCCUCGUUAUGCUCAGAUGGUGAUGGGCCCAGCGGGUAGCGGCAAGAGCACCUACUGCGCCAGGAUGAUCCAACACUUUGAGGCUAUGAAUCGUUCUGUUCAAGUGGUCAAUCUGGACCCUGCAGCGGAGUAUUUUGACUACCCUGUUAUGGCAGACAUCCGUGAACUCAUCCAGGUAGAUGAUGUGAUGGAAGAUGAAUCUCUCAAGUUUGGCCCCAAUGGAGGUUUGGUUUUUUGCAUGGAAUAUUUUGUCAACAACUUUGACUGGUUGGAGGAAGCCUUGGGUCACGUCGAGGAUGACUACAUCUUGUUCGACUGCCCAGGUCAAAUUGAAUUGUAUACUCACCUGCCUGUCAUGAAGCAGCUGGUGGAACAACUACAACAGUGGGAGUUUCGGGUGUGCGGAGUCUUCCUGGUGGAUUCCCAGUUCAUGGUGGAGUCUUUCAAGUUCAUCUCGGGAGUCAUGGCGGCCCUGAGCGCUAUGGUGUCGUUGGAGAUUCCCCAAGUAAACAUCAUGACCAAAAUGGAUCUGCUCAGUCCUAAAGCCAAGAAAGAAAUUGAACAGUACCUUGAUCCUGAUAUGUACUCCAUGAUGUCGGAUAACUCUGACACCAUCCGAAGUAAAAAGUUUAAGAAGCUGACCAAAGCUAUUUGCGAACUGAUUGAUGACUACAGUUUGGUGAGAUUUCUGCCCUUUGACCGUACAGAUGAUGAAGGUAUCAACAUAGUACUACAACAUAUUGACUUCUCGAUUCAGUACGGAGAGGAUCUGGAAGUCAAGGAGCCAAAGGAGAUUGAUGAAAAUCCCGGUGAAAACAAUUUUGAGGAGUUAUUUCAAGGUCAAGUGGAAAGCUGAGAAAUGUCACUUCAGGACUUCAUGUUCUAUUUGGACUCUCUAAAAUGCAUAUGAAGAACCAGGAAGUGCAGCCCAAUGGCUGAGGGACUUGUGUUGUUGGCAUUUAUCCUGUUUGUUAUUAUUAUAAACUUUUAGUUUGGUGUAAAAUACGUUUUAAAUAUUAUUUUUAAUAAUAAACAAACUUCCAAACUGCA